AUGAGCACGAAACCUACAAUUGCGCCUCUGGCGACCUUGACACCAGCCUCCAACACUCGCACAUGGCUCUCGUCGCCGCACCCGAACCUCCCCAUCGUCGCAACAGCGUGCAGUGACCGCAGCGUGCGCGUCUACUCGCUCAACUCGUUCAACCUCGUCAGCAACAUUACCGGUGGCCACAAACGCUCCAUUCGAAGUGUCGCUUGGAAGCCCGACAGCGGUACCUCUGCUACCGGCGAGAGCGUGCUUGCGACAGGCAGCUUCGACGCCAGCGCCGGCAUCUGGAGACGAUGGGAGGGUAACAGCGGCAAGGUGAACAGAUCAGAGGACAACGAGGUCGAUUUCACAAAAGACGGAGGAGAUGAUGAGGAUGACGAGUGGCGCUUUGCUGUCGUCCUCGACGGCCACGAGUCCGAGAUCAAGAGUUUGGCUUUCAGUCCUACCUCGCCAUUGCUCGCUACCUGCAGUCGCGACAAGAGCGUGUGGAUCUGGGAAGAGCUGGAAGACGACAACUUCGAGACUGUUGCCGUUUUGCAAGAGCACGAGGGUGAUGUCAAGUGCGUGUGCUGGCACCCGUCAGAAGAACUCCUCGCCUCGUCCAGCUACGACGACAACAUCCGACUCUGGAGAGAAGACAUUGAUGACUGGGGCUGCUGCGCCGUACUUGCAGGUCACGGUGGCACAGUCUGGUGGGUUGAGUUCGAGGGCGCCACACAACCGGGCCUCAAAGCCACCACAGAGCAGCAGCAAAGGCUCCUCGAGCUCAGAGAAGCCGCUGGCCCACGCCUCGCCAGUUGUUCUGACGACCUCAGCAUCCGCGUCUGGCGCCGUAUUCCCAAGGACAAGCCCAAUGGCGUACCUCAAACUGGCCCAAGAAUGCCGAGUAUUAUCAAGACAAACACAAUCGAGGAAGAAUGGGUUCCCGAAGCCGCUCUACCUCAGCAACACGAACGCGCCAUCUACUCUGUCUCGUGGAGCAAAACUACCGGCCUUCUUGUCAGCGCAGGCAGUGAUGGCAAGAUUAUAGUCUACAAAGAGCAGUGGGCGGCCGAUCAAGCGACCAACCAAAUAGAGACAACAGACGGGCCCAAAGAAAUCGCAAAGACAGAAUGGGUCGCUGUCGCCGAGGUUGAGAAUGCACACGAUGUCUUUGAGAUCAACCACGUCUGCUGGGCUAAGAGAAGUGAUGCUGGUCGUCGUAAUGAUAACGAGGAAAUUAUCAUUAGCACCGGCGACGACGGUGAGGUUCGCGUCUGGACUCUCGAAAACUUCUCAUGA
Molecule: messenger RNA, 1278 nt
Organism: Aureobasidium vineae
Lineage: Eukaryota; Fungi; Ascomycota; Dothideomycetes; Dothideales; Saccotheciaceae
Source: the annotation of a GenBank genome assembly